Messenger RNA from Gymnodraco acuticeps, 1686 nucleotides. RefSeq names its product potassium voltage-gated channel subfamily A member 10. Gene Ontology annotation, cellular component: membrane; voltage-gated potassium channel complex. The record is from RefSeq and is a predicted model, not a curated record. Lineage: Eukaryota; Metazoa; Chordata; Actinopteri; Perciformes; Bathydraconidae. The transcript has a single exon. Gene Ontology annotation, molecular function: delayed rectifier potassium channel activity; protein binding. Gene Ontology annotation, biological process: potassium ion transmembrane transport; protein homooligomerization. Bases 1 to 1686 code for a protein of 561 amino acids.
AUGGAGGUGCCCCUUGUUAAUUUUGAGAACAUGGAUGAUGUUGGCAUUAACCUGGGGGACCCGAAUGACUCCGGGUACCCGACUUCACCCCCCUCAGAGGCUCCCAAUCAGAAUCUUUUGCCCCACCGCCUGAGUUCACCUCAUCAAUCGCCACACAGAGGACGACGUAGACAUCAUUCUGGUCAUGAAGGACUAUCACCUUCCACUCCUCCAUCUCUCACAGCUAAAGCAAACUCCAGCAGUGGCAGCCUGAUCUCUAAUCUGAAGCUCCUGAUCCACAGUGAGUCUCCCACUGACAGUGUCUUCAGUAAGAUGGCUAAGGAUUGCUACGAGAGUGAAGAUUUGUUUGAAAAGCACUGUAUUGAAGAAAAAGACGAGAAAGUUGUCAUCAAUGUUUCGGGUCUGAUGUUCGAGACCCAGCUUAGUACCUUGAAUAACUUUCCAGAGACACUGCUGGGUGACCCAAUGAAGAGGAUAAGAUACUUUGACCCGAUGAAAAACGAGUACUUUUUUGACAGAAACCGCCCAUCUUUUGAUGGCGUUCUGUACUACUACCAGUCAGGGGGGCGAAUCCGCAGACCGGCCAAUGUUCCCUUAGAUGUUUUCGCCAACGAAAUGGUCUUCUAUGAGUUGGGUCAUGAAGCCAUGGAGCAGUUCCGCGAAGACGAAGGGUUUGUCAAAGAGCCGGAGGUCCUUUUACCCACCAAUGAACUCAAACGGCAAUUCUGGCUCCUGUUUGAAUACCCAGAAAGCUCUAGUGCAGCCAAAUCUGUCGCUCUGGUUUCUGUGUUUGUCAUCGUCAUUUCAAUCGUCAUCUUCUGCCUAGAGACUCUGCCGGUGUUCAGAGAAGACUCUGACUAUUAUCCAGCUUUAACCCAACUCAUCAACGGGACCCAAGGUUCUGGUCCUCCCAUUAAAGAUGUGUUUGCAUAUUUAACAGACCCCUUUUUCAUUGUGGAGACUAUCUGCAUCAUUUGGUUCUGCUUUGAAGUCGGUGUCCGUUUUAUCGUGUGUCCCAGCAAAAGAGAUUUCUUCAAUAACAUCAUGAACACCAUCGACAUUGUCUCUAUAAUUCCCUACUUUGUGACCCUUGGUACUGAGCUGGCUACGACCCCUGACGAGGAUUUGAACUCCAGUCAGAACAUGUCCCUGGCAAUCCUAAGAAUCAUCCGUCUAGUGAGAGUCUUCAGGAUUUUUAAACUUUCCAGACACUCCAAAGGGCUUCAGAUCCUGGGGCAGACCUUGAAAGCCAGUAUGAGGGAACUUGGGCUGCUCAUCUUCUUCCUUUUCAUAGGAGUCAUCCUGUUCUCAAGUGCCAUCUACUUUGCAGAAGUGGAUGAGCCGGAGACGCAGUUUGUGAGCAUCCCCGACGGCUUCUGGUGGGCGGUGGUGACAAUGACCACUGUGGGAUACGGAGACAUGUGCCCCAUCACAAUGGGAGGCAAAAUGGUGGGCACCCUCUGUGCCAUUGCCGGUGUCCUGACCAUCGCCUUGCCCGUCCCUGUCAUCGUCUCUAACUUUAACUAUUUUUACCAUCGUGAGAAUGAGCAGGAGGAGAAACAGGUGAUGGAUGCGGCUGCAGAGGCUGCCCAGAAAAUGUCAGCCGCAAACAAGUAUGGAAGCACACCCUCACUAAACAAAAGUAACGGCAACUGGCAGAACGAGAAAAAUGGCACAAACUGCUAA